GGCUGGCGAGGCUGGGCGGAGGGUCUCAAGUGAGGCCGGGCGAGGACGCGGGCAGGACUUGGGGCCUGGGGCCAGGGCCCCGCGCACGCCGCGCCGCGGCCCAUCCCCGCGGGCCCCGCGCCCAGGUCUAGUCUUGUUCAUUUGGAGGCGGAGACCUCGCUCGUUCUCUGCCCGCUGGUUCGCAACGCUUCCCCGCCUUCCCGGCCGGGUCCCCCGCCUCCAUUUCCGCGCUUCCCCGCUGGGUCGGCGGAGCCUGGGCCCGAGGUAUCCGGCUGGAUGUGGCGGUCGCGCCGCCGGGGUCGACCCUCAGGGAGGGGAGCGGGAGGCGCGAGUUUCGGGGGAGGCGGGGGCGCGGCUGCUCUGGUGCGUUGGGUUACAGUCGCCCAGCUUGUUCGGGGCGAGUGACAUCCACGCUCGCCUCGCUGCGAGUAUCCGGACCGAGGCGCUAAUUCGGGGGAGGCAGAGACUCCGCCCAGGCCCGCGGAAACGGGUGCUUCUGCUCUCUCUUCCCUCGCGCGAGAGGAUCAAUCUAAGGCUAAGAAAUGGCAUUUCAAAAGGCAGUGAAAGGGACUAUUCUUGUUGGAGGAGGUGCUCUUGCAACUGUUCUAGGCCUUUCUCAGUUUGCUCAUUACAAAAGGAAGCAAUGGUAUCUGAAACGAUAUUGGAGAGUGCCAGUGCCAAAGGUCACGAUGUCUAGUAUGGUGAACCUGGCCUUUGUUGAAGCAGCAGACUACGUCUCAGAACCUGUUAACAGGGAGCCUCCUUCCAGAGAAGCUCAGAUACUGACUUUGAAAAACACGUCUGAAUUCGAUGUACUUGUCAUUGGAGGAGGAGCAACAGGAAGUGGCUGUGCCCUAGAUGCAGUCACCAGAGGACUAAAAACAGCCCUUGUAGAAAGAGAUGAUUUCUCAUCAGGGACCAGCAGCAGAAGCACUAAAUUGAUCCAUGGUGGUGUGAGAUAUCUUCAGAAGGCUAUCAUGAAGUUGGAUAUUGAGCAGUACAGGAUGGUAAAAGAAGCCCUUCAUGAGCGUGCCAACCUACUAGAAAUUGCUCCCCAUUUAUCAGCUCCGUUGCCUAUAAUGCUCCCAAUUUACAAGUGGUGGCAGUUACCUUACUACUGGGUGGGAAUCAAGCUGUAUGAUCUGGUUGCCGGAAGUAAUUGCCUGAAAAGCAGUUAUGUCCUCAGCAAAUCAAGAGCCCUUGAGCAUUUCCCCAUGCUCCAGAAGGAUAAACUGGUAGGAGCAAUUGUCUACUAUGAUGGACAACACAACGACGCACGGAUGAACCUUGCCAUUGCUCUCACUGCUGCCAGGUAUGGGGCUGCCACGGCCAAUUACAUGGAGGUCAUGAGCUUGCUCAAGAAGACAGACCCCGAGACAGGGAAAGAGCGCGUGAGCGGUGCGCGGUGCAAGGAUGUGCUCACAGGGGAGGAAUUUGAUGUAAGAGCCAAGUGUGUUAUCAAUGCCACGGGACCUUUCACAGACACUGUGCGCAAAAUGGAUGAUAAGGAUGCCGCAGCUAUCUGCCAGCCCAGUGCUGGCGUCCACAUCGUGAUGCCUGGUUAUUACAGCCCAGAGAGCAUGGGACUCCUUGACCCAGCGACCAGUGAUGGGCGAGUUAUUUUCUUCUUACCCUGGCAAAAGAUGACUAUCGCUGGCACUACCGACACUCCAACUGACGUCACACACCAUCCUAUUCCUUCCGAAGAAGACAUCAACUUCAUUUUGAAUGAAGUGCGUAACUACUUGAGUUGUGACGUUGAAGUAAGAAGAGGGGAUGUCCUGGCAGCAUGGAGUGGUAUUCGCCCCCUUGUUACAGAUCCCAAGUCUGCAGAUACACAGUCCAUCUCCCGAAAUCACGUCGUGGAUAUCAGUGAGAGCGGCCUCAUCACUAUAGCAGGUGGAAAGUGGACAACCUAUCGAUCUAUGGCAGAAGAUACCAUAAAUGCUGCAGUCAAGACCCACAAUUUGAAAGCAGGACCAAGUAGAACAGUUGGGCUUUUCCUUCAAGGGGGCAAAGAUUGGAGCCCUACACUCUACAUCAGGCUUGUCCAGGAUUAUGGACUUGAAAGUGAGGUGGCCCAGCAUCUUGCUGCCACCUAUGGCGACAAGGCUUUUGAGGUGGCCAAAAUGGCGAGUGUGACGGGAAAGCGGUGGCCCAUUGUUGGGGUGCGUCUUGUGUCAGAAUUUCCAUACAUUGAAGCAGAGGUGAGAUAUGGGAUUAAGGAGUAUGCCUGCACUGCAGUGGAUAUGAUUUCACGUCGUACUCGCCUGGCCUUUCUAAAUGUCCAGGCAGCAGAGGAGGCCCUACCCAGGAUUGUUGAACUGAUGGCCAGAGAACUGAGCUGGGGUGAUUCUAAAAAAGAGGAAGAACUUGAAACAGCCAGGAAGUUUCUGUAUUAUGAAAUGGGCUAUAAAUCUCGAUCAGAACAGUUAACAGAUCACUCUGAAAUUAGCCUACUGCCUUCAGACAUUGACAGGUACAAGAAGAGAUUUCAUAAGUUUGAUGCAGACCAGAAAGGCUUUAUUACCAUUGUUGAUGUUCAGCGUGUAUUAGAGAGUAUCAGUGUCCAAAUGGAUGAAAAUACACUACAUGAAAUUCUGAAUGAAGUAGAUUUGAAUAAAAAUGGACAGGUUGAACUCAAUGAAUUUUUGCAGCUGAUGAGUGCUGUUCAAAAAGGAAGGGUGUCUGGAAGCCGGCUUGCUAUACUCAUGAAAACUGCAGAAGAGAACCUCGACAGAAGAGUUCCCAUCCCCGUGGACCGAAGUUGUGGAGGACUGUGAGUCUGAGCGUUAAAUCAAGACAACGAUGACUUGUAUCCUCGCUGAAUCCAUUACAGUAGGGACCAGGCUUAUAACCUGACUGGCCUGGGCAGAGCUGUAUUUGAAAAGAGGCCUUGUUUCUGCAUGCUUUUUUUUAUGAGUGAAGUUCCUUUAAGGACAAAGAAAAACGCACUUUUCUUCUUUUGAGCACAUCUGCUUUUGCUUAAAAUCUGCUAAUUCUAAAACAUACGCUCCUUCACCGAUCCCAGAGACUCAUCUUGGAAACGAGCUGGUUCCAAGUCUUUACUGUGAAUAAAGCACCCCUGCAUUUUUGUGUAAGUUCUUAAUUAAACCUGUACAGCUUCUUUACCUGAUUUCAGAAAAGGAGAGAAGAAAUGGGGUGGGGGGGGGAGGUGUGAGUGUGAUUCAAAAUCUAUUCCAAGCACAAAAGAAUUAUUUUCUUUUUGUAUAAACAUGGUAUCAGCUGAUUCUGUUGGGGUGGGUGUGAGGUGUGUAGAGAUUGUCUUUUAUCAAGUGAUUUAUUUAAAGAGGCUUUAUUAAGGGGAUUCAGGUGAAGGAACCCCCAUCUGUGGUGGAGAGCUGGAUGCUCCUUUCAGUAGCCCUUCCCGCAGUCAUAACAAUAGUGAUACCGCUGGAUUAUUUGUUAAGCCAAGGUUGUCUGCCUCAUAUCUUUCAUGCUGCUGCAACAUUCUUGCUUUCAAUCAAUUUCUACUGAGUGUAACUUUAGGAUUUCUACUACUAAAUGCAUGCUCCCUAUUUUGCUUUAGUUUCUAGCUUUGUUUUGUCUUUUUCAGAAUAUAUGUAGCUUACUCCUUUGUACAACAGAAAUUUCAUUCUUUUACUAAACAUACUGUAAGAAUGAUCAUUGAUCUUAUUUCCUUUUUUUAUGUAUUUGUAAAGAUUUUUGGCAUAUGAAUGUAAUAAUAUUGAAGUCAACGAUGCUAAUAACUUGCACUGUUUUGCAUUAUGUCAAUCCUUUUUAGGGAGUAAAAGAGCCCUACUGUGCUUUUAAAGAAUAUCAAGUAUAAACCCAGUACUGGAGUCGAUAUACACACUGCAUGUUUUCAUAUAUGGCAAUUUUUAUGUAUUGUGUUGGGUUAUUGUUCUAGAUUGGACUCUUAAAUACUAUGUUUGAGGCUGGGUUGUCAUUUUUAUAACUGUCUUGGUGUUUUAUCACCAUUAUUUAUUACUCUUGAUAUACAGAAUGAGCUGCAUGCAUUUAUAGAGCAAUAAGAGGAUGUAUUUAAUGUGCCUUGUUUUUAACUGAAUAAGAACUGAAAGCAUGAAUCAAUAAAACUGAUUAAAAUGGGCCA
Molecule: messenger RNA, 4096 nt
Organism: Delphinapterus leucas (beluga whale)
Lineage: Eukaryota; Metazoa; Chordata; Mammalia; Artiodactyla; Monodontidae
Source: RefSeq, a predicted model, not a curated record